Messenger RNA from Cladocopium goreaui, 2043 nucleotides. NCBI's taxonomy places the organism in Eukaryota, Dinophyceae, Suessiales, Symbiodiniaceae. The record is from the annotation of a GenBank genome assembly.
AUGAUAAAUGUGGGUCCCUUGGAGCAGGACUUGGACGCUGAACAUUUGGGUGGAAAUCUCACGUGGCAACUUCCAGAGGAUCUGCGCUAUGUCUCUUCGUGCCUGGGAUAUCAACUGAGGUACCUGGUCUACCUGGCCGAAAGCGCCUACGGCCUUCAGCGCUCACAGCUGGGUGCUGAGCUGCCGUCCCAGCGACGCUUCCAGGAGGUGCCAGCAGAUACUCUGCGGCUCUCCUUCAAUCACUUCACGGUCUAUGCGAAGUCGACCUUAGCAGAGCAGACCACCCCGGCCUCUUUGGCCUUCUUCGAUGAGUUCGCCAUGGCGUCCAACAUGAGUUUCACCGAUUUAGAUUUGGACGCCUUGGAAAUCGGCGGAAAUCUCAGCUGGGAGCCACCGGAAGACGCCAGUGAGGUCACAGACUAUUUGAUCUACCUGGCGGAAGAUGCUCAGGGAAGCAAUCGGUCGCUGGUGGAUGUCGUUCCUGUGGGAGUCCACGACGUUUUCAUCCCAGCGGAGACUCCUCUGGCGUCAUUCACGCACUUGACGGUCUUCGCCCGAUCUUCUUUGGUGGAACAGACCACACCCAUGAGCCUUCCCAUUGUCGACAGCGUGGCCAGCGUGUCAGAGGUGAACUUUACGGAUUUGGACCUGGAUUCUGGAGACCUAGGAGGAACACUGGUGUGGAACUUGCCGACCAACGACCUUGAGUUGGUGGAUUCUUACAGCGUCUAUUUUGCCACGAGCUUUUCCGGAUCCAGCCGCUCCCAGCUCGGUGGUCCACAGGGUCCCAGGAGCAAAGCGCUGACGCUCCACGCGGACACGGCGAAGCUGGAGUUCAGCCAUUUAUUGGUCUACACGGAGUCAGCGUUGGUGGAACAGACCACCCCGGUGGGUGUGGCGAUUUCGGACCUUGGCGUGUCUGCCAGCAAUUUGAGCUUCCCGGAUUUCGAUCUGGACGCCAGGGAAUUGGGUGGAAAUCUCAGCUGGGAUCCACCUGAAGAGCUGGACUUGGUGGACUCCUACCAGGUCUACUUUGCAGUGGUGGAAGAUGAUUCGAACUCCUCCGAUGCUGCUCUGACCUUUGUGGAGCGUCGCUUCCUGGGGACGGUGCUUUCUGGAGCGCUCACGGAGUUUGUGAUUCCACCUGAAACGGCUCUGUCGAACUUCACCCAUCUGCUGGUCUACGCGUCAUCGCCAUUGGCAGAACAGACCACACCAGCCAGCCUGGCCAUCCUGGACGUAUCUGCCAGCGCUUCACACCUGAACUUCACCGACGAGGACCUGGAUGAAGCCGAAUUGGGCGGCAAUCUGACCUGGUUUGAGCCGCAAAAUCACUAUGGGCGCUUGGUGUCCUAUCGCAUUUACCUCCAGUCCGGAGAGCUACGAGAAAACCUGGACGAAGUCUUGCAAGGGACGGUAGCAAUUCCAGCAGAGACCCAACAGAGUGGCUAUAGUCACUUCUCCGUCUACACGGUCUCAGCACUGACCGAACAGACCACGCCUGCCAUGCUGCUGAUCGAUGACACGGUGGCACGUGCCAGCAACUUGAGCUUCGAGGAUUUGGACCUGGACCUGCGAGAGUUGGGUGGAAACCUCACCUGGCAGGAACCCGAGGAUAUGAGUCAAGUCACUUCCUAUGCCGUCUACUUCGCAGAGGCCUUAGGUGUCAAUGACACUGACUGCGUGGUGCUCGGCCACGUCGUCGCCUUGGUUACAGGCAGCUUCGAGAUGGACCUGGACGGUGCCUCGGAGGAGCAGGUCACGGAGGCGGCCACCUUGGCGCUGGCCAGUUCAUUGAAUCUGGAUCCUAGUCAGAUCAUUGUGACCGUCAGCGCGGCGCGGCGCAUGGAAGAGGUGGAAACACGGCGAUUGCUGGCAACACACUGGAAGGUCUCCUACACCGCUGUGGUGGAUGUCGAGUUGGCUUCCGAUGUGGAGCAGGUGGUGGAAGCGGUGUCCGCGGAUCAAACGGCCUUCAGCGAACGCAUGAAGACGGAGCUGGUGGUCACCGGGGUCCCCCCAGGCACCGUGGCCCUAGGGUAA